Messenger RNA from Cygnus olor (mute swan), 2979 nucleotides. Its product is annotated as deleted in malignant brain tumors 1 protein-like. The record is from RefSeq and is a predicted model, not a curated record. Gene Ontology annotation, cellular component: membrane. The transcript has 11 exons. The coding region runs from base 1 to 2979 and encodes 992 amino acids. Lineage: Eukaryota; Metazoa; Chordata; Aves; Anseriformes; Anatidae.
AUGUCGUAUGCUUCUGAGAAGAGUUUAGGAAAGAACAAUGCAACAGACUCCCCUCCUUCAAAUAUGAGGAGGGGAGGUGUUGCCAACUCAGCUCCAAUCAGACUCGUGAAUGGCCCCAACCGCUGCACGGGGCGGCUUGAGGUGCUUUGGAAUCAGCAGUGGGGAACGGUGUGUGAUGACAGCUGGGAUCUAUCCGAUGCCACGGUUGUAUGCAGGCAGUUGGAGUGUGGGGAAGCACUGUCAGCUCCUGGCUUGGCUCAGUUUGGCCAAGGAACUGGUCGUAUCUGGCUGGAUGACAUGAAUUGCAAUGGUACAGAAGUUGACCUUUCUGCAUGCAGGACCAGACCCUGGGGGGAGCACAACUGCAAUCAUGGAGAAGACGCAGGCGUUGUGUGCUCAGGACUUAAUAAAACAGUUCCGCUACGAUUAGUGAAUGGUACAAGUCACUGUUCUGGGAGAGUGGAGGUCUUUUAUGGUCAUCAAUGGGGAACUGUCUGUGAUGACAACUGGGAUAUAGUUGAUGCUGAAGUUGUAUGCCGGCAGCUGGGCUGUGGGACAGCCCUAUCUGCUCCUUCCUCGGCUUAUUUUGGGAGAGGCUCUGAACCCAUUUGGCUUGAUGAGGUUAUCUGCAGAGGAACUGAAGCUGCCCUGUCUGAAUGCAGUGCAAAGCCUUGGGGACUCCAUGACUGUGUGCACGGAGAAGAUGCUGGUGUUGUGUGCUCAGGCUUUGCAAAACCUGCCCCGCUCCGAUUAGUGGAUGGCUUGACCCCCUGCUCUGGGAGAAUUGAGGUGUUUUAUGGCCAACGUUGGGGAACAGUGUGUGAUGAUGACUGGGACUUGAUUGAUGCAGAAGUUGUGUGCAGGCAGCUAGGCUGUGGGAAGGCCUUGUCAGCUCCCCAUGGGGCUUACUUUGGACAAGGAUCUGACCCCAUCUGGCUUGAUGAUGUCAACUGCACGGGGACAGAAGCUGCUCUCUCCGAAUGCAUGGCCACUCCCUGGGGAAUCCAUAACUGUGGGCAUGGAGAAGAUGCUGGUGUGGUUUGUGCAGAUACAGGAUUUGCUGAGCUGUUUCCAGUCCGGCUGGUGAAUGGUUCAAAUUCCUGCUCUGGGAGAGUCGAGGUGUUUCAUGAGCAGCAGUGGGGGACCGUCUGCGAUGACAGCUGGGAUUUGGCAGAUGCUCAAGUGGUGUGCAGGCAGCUGGGCUGUGGGGCGGCGAUCUCGGCCCCUGGCUCUGCUCGGUUUGGGCAAGGAACUGGCCAAAUUUGGCUGGAUGAUGUGAACUGUGCAGGAGCUGAAACUGUCCUCACAGAGUGCCGGGCCAAGCCUUGGGGAGACCACAACUGUAACCACAAAGAAGAUGCUGCUGUGGAGUGUUCAGAAGCAGCUCCCAUCCGGCUUGUGAAAGGUCCCAGUCAUUGUGCUGGUAGAGUUGAGGUGUUUCAUGACCAACAGUGGGGAACCGUGUGUGAUGAUGGCUGGGACAUAGCUGAUGCCAACGUCGUGUGCAGGCAGCUGGGCUGUGGAGCAGCACUGUCAGCCCCUGGCUCAGCUCGCUUUGGAGAAGGCUCUGACCCCAUCUGGCUGGAUGACGUGAAUUGUAUAGGAACUGAGGCUGCCCUCUCUGAAUGCCAGUUCCAGCCUUGGGGAUCCCAUAACUGCAGACACGGAGAAGACGCUGGUGUGGUAUGCUCAGGUACAGAUAUACCAAGAGUAGCUCCACUCCGAUUAAUGGAUGGGCCAAAUCGUUGCAGUGGGAGAGUUGAAGUUUUUUAUGGCCAGCAGUGGGGAACCGUGUGUGGUGACAGCUGGGAUAUAAGAGAUGCAGAAGUCGUUUGCCAGCAGCUGGGCUGUGGGAAAGCGCUAUCCACUCCAGCCUCUGCUUAUUUUGGAGAAGGGUCUGGCCCUAUCUGGUUGGAUGAUGUGAAUUGCACAGGAACUGAAACUGCCCUUUCCAAAUGUGAGACCAGUCUAUGGGGAGCCCAUAACUGUAGUCACGGAGAUGAUGCUGGUGUUGUGUGCUUGGGUGUUCCAGAACCAGUCCCAGUCCGGCUGGUGAAUGGUUCGAACUUCUGCUCUGGGAGAGUCGAGGUGUUUCAUGAGCAGCAGUGGGGGACCGUCUGUGAUGACAGCUGGGAUUUGGCAGAUGCUCAAGUGGUGUGCAGGCAGCUGGGCUGUGGAGCAGUGAUCUCAGCCCCUGGCUCUGCUCGGUUUGGGCAAGGAACUAGCCAAAUUUGGCUGGAUGAUGUGAACUGUGCAGGAGCCGAAACUGCCCUCUCUGAUUGCAAGGCACGGUCCUGGGGAGACCACAACUGUAACCACAAAGAAGAUGCUGGUGUGUUCUGCUCAGGUGUUGCAGAAGCAGCUCCCAUCCGGCUUGUGAACGGCUCAAGUCCUUGUGCUGGUAGAGUUGAGGUGUUUCAUGACCAACAGUGGGGAACCGUGUGUGAUGAUGGCUGGGACACAGCUGACGCCAGCGUCGUGUGCAGGCAGCUGGGCUGUGGAGCAGCACUGUCAGCCCCUGGCUCAGCUCGCUUUGGAGAAGGCUCUGACCCCAUCUGGCUGGAUGACGUGAAUUGGAUUGCAGAAACAGCUCCUCUCCGGCUGGUGAACGGCCCUACUCGUUGUGCUGGGAGAGUUGAGGUGCUUCAGAGCCAGCGGUGGGGAACAGUGUGCGAUGACAACUGGGACCUGAGCGAUGCUGCAGUGGUGUGCCAGCAGCUGGGCUGUGGGACGGCCAUGUCAGCCCCAGGAUCCGCUUAUUUUGGGCAAGGUUAUGGCCGUAUCUGGCUGGAUGAUGUGAAAUGCUCCGGCAGAGAAUCAGCCCUCUCCAAGUGUGUGGUGGGAUCUAAACCUCACAGAUCUUCCAGAGUGGAGAAGACGGACAAUAGUGCCAGCCGACAUGUGUACGACAUUUAUUCAACCCAAACCAAAGUGAUCCUUGAAGGCCAAAGAGCAUGCAGUACAGAAGCAAAUCCCUGA